AAUCGGAUUAGCGAUCAGAAGGUGUCAUACGUCAUGUGACUGUGAGGGCCAAUCAGAAUUUAAAAAGGGGAGAAAAGCCGUUCCCUUUGCAACGUGGGGUGUAGUUGAGGCAGUCUUCUACCUGUGCAGUGGCAAAUAUUUUCUCUUCAUCAAGAUGUCUAAAAAGCCAAAGCUUGGAUUCGCUGAAAACUUCAUGCUCAGCGGUAUUGCUGCUGCAGUAUCGAAGACAGCUGCUGCCCCCAUUGAAAGAGUGAAACUCUUGGUCCAGAAUCAAGAUGAGAUGAUCAAAGCUGGACGUCUUUCAGAGCCAUACAAAGGAGUGGUGGACUGCACUCUUCGUACAUUCAGAACAGAAGGAAUCCUGCCAUUCUGGAGAGGAAAUUUGGCCAACUGCAUCAGGUAUUUCCCCACCCAAGCUCUCAACUUCGCUUUCAAGGAUCAAAUCAAGAUUCUGUUCAAGGCAAGUAAAGCAGAUUCCAAUGCGCUGAAGUUCGGGAAAAAUAUUGCCUCAGGUGGUGUAGCUGGAGCCAUGUCCCUAUGCUUCGUCUACUCACUGGACUAUGCCCGUACCCGAUUGGCUAAUGAUGCCAAGUCAGCUGGAAAGGGUGGUGGUGAACGUCAGUUCAAUGGUCUUGUUGAUGUGUACAGGAAGACCCUCAAAUCAGAUGGCUUUGUUGGAUUGUACAGAGGUUUCGUCAUCUCCUGCGUGGGCAUCAUUGUCUACAGAGGAUGCUACUUCGGCUUUUACGACACCCUGAAGCCAAUACUCCUCGGUGACAGUAACAGCUUGGUUCUGUCAUUUAUGUUGGGCUACACUGUAACCAUCAGCGCUGGAUUACUGUCCUACCCCAUUGAUACGAUCAGAAGGCGUAUGAUGAUGACCUCUGGCCAGGCUGUCAAGUACAAGGGAUCCAUGGACUGCGCUGUCCAGAUCGUCAAGAACGAGGGCUUCAUGUCCAUGAUGAAGGGAGCUGGUGCCAACAUUCUCAGAGGUGUUGCUGGUGCUGGUGUAUUGGCUGGCUUUGACAAGUUCCAAGAGCUGUACAUCAAGUGGCGAGUUGGGGCCUAAUGUUAGUGGUUUCUAGGCCACAUGAUUUAGUUUAUCAUUUUUGAUUGUUACAUUUAGGACAUUAUCCCAGUGAAGGGAUAUCUGCUCAGGAACAGUCAAAAGCUUGGAACUAUUUAUAACAUUGUUUUUUUCCUGAUGGUAAUCAUCCAUGAAUCUCACAUUUAGUUCAGUUUCACAAUUUUUGCCUUUGUGCAAAGUCAAAAUUUGCAUUGUUACAUAGUGAGAGUGUUUGUGCUAGGUUGUCAAGGUCCAGACUCAUUUAUUUCCAUGGUUUUUCAAAAUCAAGCGAGUUGGAUGUUGCGAUAUUAAGUAAUCAAGAUGUGAGAGUCAGACAGAAAAAUAAACAAUACUAAAUACA
This is a messenger RNA of Haliotis rubra (blacklip abalone), 1427 nucleotides long. Its product is annotated as ADP,ATP carrier protein 3, mitochondrial-like. Lineage: Eukaryota; Metazoa; Mollusca; Gastropoda; Lepetellida; Haliotidae. The transcript has 2 exons. Gene Ontology annotation, biological process: mitochondrial ATP transmembrane transport; mitochondrial ADP transmembrane transport. Bases 155 to 1069 code for a protein of 304 amino acids. The record is from RefSeq and is a predicted model, not a curated record. Gene Ontology annotation, cellular component: mitochondrial inner membrane. Gene Ontology annotation, molecular function: ATP:ADP antiporter activity.